Molecule: messenger RNA, 1022 nt
Organism: Drosophila montana
Lineage: Eukaryota; Metazoa; Arthropoda; Insecta; Diptera; Drosophilidae
Exons: 3
Coding region: 150-941 (263 amino acids)
Source: RefSeq, a predicted model, not a curated record
CCAGCGAAAAUAAAACCGUCAAAUAUACGUAUGUUUAAAUAUGAGCAGCUAACACGAAAGGUUCAACGCAAUGUAGUGAAAUGCAAUAAUAAUGGAUAUGUACGGGUUGGAAUAAUUUAGAUGCAUAAUAAAACUCGUAAUGAAUUGAAAUGUCCACAAAUCAAUGGUUACACGGCUAUUUUGCGAAACUAAAUCCUGUGGCUGAAAAGAUAGCAUUUGAUAUGAGCGAAGUGAUAUCGGCUUAUGAUCAUGUGUGGCUUACGUUAACUCCGACUCAGCAAGACAAUAUUCUUAAUGACACUAUAAUAAAGCCAGAAAUAACUAUAAGGUAUUAUAAUAAGCCAACAUCUAAUACACAAUCUCAAAAAGAAGAAUCCUCCAGAUUGAACGAACAAAACAGAAAAAAAGGAGCUAAAUGCCAGGAGCAUGAUAUUAUAUAUACGUAUGACAGACUAUAUAUAUGCACAUUUAUUCAUCAAAAUGUUGGUUUCAAGAUUCUCCACGAUGAAAACAUUGGAGACUAUCGUGAUGAACAUUCAUUUCCAUUCAGUUAUAAAACCAAAUCGCAACUGAAUCUAUCAGAAAUUGGAAAGAGUUUCAACAAUCUUGAUUCCAGCAUUCACGUGAGCCCUAAAAAAAUACCACCAAUUAAGAAAAAAUCUCUUACCGAACCCGAAACAGAUCACCAAAAACAAAUAAUAUUAUUAGAGGAGGAACCGAAGAAAAGGAACAUAAAUAAUUGCACGGAAGCGAUCAAUUUAAUCGCUGAUGAGAAGUUCAAUCUCUUAUCCAGUUUCGGAUCAAAAAACACUCUGCUAAGCAUAUCGUCUGAUUCGAAUGAUUUCGAAAACGACUCCAAGGAGCAACAUUCUGAGAACAGUAAACUAUUGCCAGAUAAACUUCAAAUGCCCAAAGGCUUUGAUUUUUUAAGCAACUGGUAGCCUAAUUAAUUUCGUAUGCAUAAUAAUAUGCGUGUCUUUACCAAAAACAACCACAUCAUUUUAUAUAAAAAAGUCUGCUCA